AUGGGUUUAGGCAUUUCAAGAGAAGCUUUACCUUCACCCUUGACCAUCGGUAAUCCACAAUUAAGUGAGAAAUUCAACCUACCUCGGUUAACAACUACUUUGGUCUGUGAUGACAUUGAUAACCCAUCAAUUUCGAUGCCAUUAACGUCAACCAAAGUUCAAAAUCUUAUUCGCGAAGCUGAACAUAAACUUGAAGUACAAGAUGUGCAAGAAUAUUCUCAAUCCAUAAUUCUAUUACAGCAAGCAACUAUUCUGGGUUCGGCGUAUGCAGCAACUAAAUUAGGUGCACUCCAUCUUAAUCCACAAAACACUUUAACGGCUUCAAAUUACCUUCAAGCAGCCGGUUAUUAUUCAAUCGCUUUAAAACUUGUAUUAAUGAUCCCUUGUAAAUGGUGGGAUUUGAAAUUGCUUCUUGACAUAAUUUCGGAUGGAUGGUACAAAUUAUUUCGUUCACGAUUUGAUCGUCAAAGAGAUUUACAUACUUGGAAUCACGGAAUCAAACUUAUGAAACAAAUUGAUAAAACAUUGAAAGAUCCAAAUUUUAUUGAAGUUUUAACACAUAAAGAUAAUGAAAAAUGGCGCGCUAUUAGAAUUAAUUUGGUAUUUUGUUAUGCGUUAACGGCAGAAGCUGAUAAUGACUAUCCUUUGGCAUUAAAAUUAUAUCAAGAAACGGAAAGGAUAGGAUCUUGUGGCCUUCUUUUGGCAGAUAAAUUGAUAAAAAAAGCUCACACUAAAUAUAGAUUACUAGAAUCUAGAGUACCAAGAGUACAACCGGUUUGUGUUCAAUGUGGUUUCGAGGCGAAAGAAUUGACAGAAAUUUGGAGAUUAUUGGUUUGUCCAAAGUGUCAAAUUGUCGCUUGUUGUAAUAGAGAUUGUUUAGCAAACCAUUUUAAAUAUCAUCAAAAAUUUCUCACAAAUUAA
Cetraspora pellucida is the source of this 921-nucleotide messenger RNA. The record is from the annotation of a GenBank genome assembly. NCBI's taxonomy places the organism in Eukaryota, Fungi, Glomeromycota, Glomeromycetes, Diversisporales, Gigasporaceae.